Messenger RNA from Colletotrichum karsti, 2004 nucleotides. RefSeq lists its product as uncharacterized. Gene Ontology annotation, molecular function: heme binding; monooxygenase activity; iron ion binding. The record is from RefSeq and is a predicted model, not a curated record. NCBI's taxonomy places the organism in Eukaryota, Fungi, Ascomycota, Sordariomycetes, Glomerellales, Glomerellaceae. The transcript is spliced from 5 exons. Bases 1 to 2004 code for a protein of 667 amino acids.
AUGACCGUUGCCAAACUUUCAGAGGCUGCUGGAGCACGUGAAGAUCGACUUCGGCCUGUCAUGAGACUACUUUACAAUAACGGGCUGUUCACCUACGAUGCCUCGAACGAUACUUACACCAACAACGCUCGUUCCGAUCUUCUGCGGUCUGACCACUGGACACAAUGGCACACCUGGGUGGAGCUAUACGCUACCGAGUUCUAUGACAUGGCGCGUGGAAUUCCGGACUCGCUUCUUAGCGGUGCCACUCGUACGGCGGCUCAGAUCAACUAUGACACAGACGAUAGCAUAUUCGCCUACUUUGAGAAGCGCGGGUGGCUGCCCCGCGUACAUCGCGCUUUCAGUGCUAGCCAGGUUGCCCAGGCUCCUGGAAUUCUUACAGACUAUCCCUGGCACGAGAUCGGGGACAAGACUGUGCUCGAUGUAGGAGGGGGUGGAGGGGCACUGAUGGCAUCAUUGCUUCGCGAACACCCAAAAAUGCGAGGUGGCAUUCUAGACAUGGCCGCGGUUAUCGACCACACAGGGCCUUUCUUUCACUCGCCGGACGGGCAGUAUGCCGACGUCGGAAGCCGCAUAUCACCCGAGAACCUCGUCGCAGGGGACUUCCUAACCGGCCCAUUGCCUCGUCACGAGGUCUACGUUAUCAAGUGGUGUUUGCAUAACUGGCUAGACCCAGAGGUAAUACAGAUUUUGCGCAACAUCCGAGAAUCCAUAGUCCCGGGGGAUCAAUCACGACUAGUCGUCAUGGAUGCCGUGCUGCAGGACGGUGCUAUGGGACGCUUAGCACAGUACGGUGAUGUACAGAUGUUGAUGACGGCAAAGGGACGGGAGCGAACAGCAGAGGACUGGCAGCAAGUCGCCAAGGCAUCUGGAUGGAAUAUUCACAAGAUUUACCCUUUGAGAAAUGCUUGGAAAUACUUGGACUGGAAGCAUCCGAUAUAUGGUGAGAAUGGUGACAAGGUUGGCAUUCCUUCGUGCCCAUACGUCUGGCCGAAUGGGCAAGGAGACAUCGCCAAGUUUCUGAAAGGAGUCGAGAAUUCUGCAGCGUGGGAGAAGCAGCACGGCCGGAUGUAUCGCAUAUGGUCAGGAAUGAAGCCAGAGAUUGUUCUGACACAGCCUCAUCAUUUGCAGACCGUUUUCAGGGACUCAGAUAAGCAUUCCAAGGCGCCGGCAAACAAUUCGGGCUUCUACAUGAACAGACUCUUAGGCGAAUGCGUUGGUCUGCUCAGUGGCCCCGACUGGCGCUCUGUGAGAGCCGUCGCCGAACCUCCGUUUCAACGCGCGGCGCCUAUCGUUGGCAUGUAUGAAGCUGUUGCGUCAGGAAACAUUAGUGAAGAGCAGCUGCUUCAGACUCUCGACGAGUCUCUCUUCGCAAAUCUAGACGUCACCAUGGGAGGUCUAUCAUGGGUCCCUGUCUUUUUGGCAGCACAUCAGAACGCGCAGAGUCGCCUGCGAACUGAGAUUGAAAGGGAAGCCACUAGCCCCGAAACGCUACAUCGCUAUCUCGACAAUAGUCGGUCAACGUACCUCGCCUGCUGCGUGAUCGAAUCCAGCCGCCUGAGGCCAUUGGCAGCUUUCAGCGUCCCACAAGCUGCUCCUACUCCUCGUCGCCUCGAAGUCAGUCCAGGGCUCACGUACGUCGUCCCCGAAGGCACCAGCUUUGUGGUAGACACCUACGCUCUCAAUGUACGCAAUGAGGCGUGGGCUCCGGACAACGAGUCCUUCCGGCCGGAGCGAUUUCUCAACAGCAACGAAAAGGACGCGCGGGAUCGGCGCUACUUGUUCUGGAGAUAUGGAUUUGGACCAAGGCAGUGUAUGGGACGGCAUGCAGCCGAUCUCAUUAUCAGAACCACAGUGGCUCAUCUCGUACGCAACUACCAACUCGAUUUGCUGUCGCCCGAAGACCACCUUGACGGGUCUUCUUGGGCGAGAAAUCAGGAGUGCUGGAUAACCCAUCCCAGCUUGAAUUUGCGAUGUACCAGGAGAAUAUUGGAGAAUAAGUAG